Cuscuta epithymum is the source of this 3275-nucleotide messenger RNA. Lineage: Eukaryota; Viridiplantae; Streptophyta; Magnoliopsida; Solanales; Convolvulaceae. The record is from the annotation of a GenBank genome assembly.
AAUUUCCAAAAUCGAAAUCACCUCCUUAAUUCCUUUUAUUCCCUUUUAACCCACAACUUUUUUCUGUGUUAGACACUCUCCCUUUCCUCGCUCCGUCCACUCACAGUCUCACGGCCGCCGGCGCAUCUCUCUUCUCUUCCCUCUUGCCUCUCACUCUCUCAGCUUGCCUCUCUUCGGUUUCGAUUCUUAGUAUUUCAUCCCAAUCGUCCAGUCGUUGCAGCGUUCUUCCUGCUUUAGGCUUUCAGCCGUUCAAUAUGGGCCUUUCAAGUUUAUUAGACGACUCUUUAUUUGUUUCCAUGGGUUUCUUCAUUAUCUGGUGCUUCCAAUUAUAUUGGCUUUGGCUUGGUUUCAAGAUUAUGGUUGAGCUAGAGUACACCGGAAUGAUUUGUGCACCACGAUUUCUCUGUAUAAUAACAUUUGUAAGUAAUGGCUUUGCGGUCCUAUGUCGUCUCCACAACUUGCUUUAGCUUAUCUAGGGGGCGCUUCACUUGCAAAUUCCUGUGAGUGAGCAUUUCUCGGGCUCUUAUUCAUUAUGCUUCAAGUAUUCCGAAGCCGCGAAGUUGCUGAAUGCGCAUUUGUCAACAGAGCAGCUCACCAUGUUCAAAGAAACUCUGUGGGGUCAUUUGCUGGAUGCUCCGGAGAUGCAAUUCUCUGCCCAGAUCAUCCACAUGCUCUUGUUACGCCUAGUGCGUCAACAACUUAGCAGAUGGGAAGCUUUUGAACUUUACUUUCAAUGAUUUUGUCCGCAUAACUGGACUACCAUCUACCGGUGAGAGGCCUGAGUUGUCCACCGAUGAAAAAAAGUUCAUUGUUAAGAAGUUCUUCAAGGGAUGCACUGAAAUUACAUAUCAGCAGCUGAAGAAUAGGAUGGAAGAAUACAAGGCUCCAAAUAGAGGUGAUCCACUACAGGGUGUCAAGCUUGCAUCUCUGUACUACACACAGUGUGUCCUGCUUUCCAGAGACAAAAGGACCAAAAUAAACCCAAAGUUUUUUAAAUGGAUCGAUGACUUUGAGAGUUUCAAGAAGUACCCUUGGGCGUUGGAAUCAUACAAUUCGACCGUGACUCAUAUGAAGUCGCUAAUGGUAGGCCAACCGAAGUUUUUUCAGGAAAGCAAGAAAGACGAUCCUACGUACGAAAAAGCGAAGAAUACGAUGUAUGAUUUCCCGCAUGUGUUACAGGUUUGGGCGUACGAGAAUAUACCGAACUUGGAAAAAUUAGCCGCUACAAAAGUAGCUGAAGAGAGUUGUUCCAUGCUUAACUGGAAAACAGAACGAUAUUUUCACGCUGCAAAGCUUCACGAAAAAGUCUUCUUUGAGGAGAGUGUGUCUGCUGAUGAAGCUGGGGACGAAUAUUUGUUGGGACAUUCGGUUGUGGUUGAAGAAUUAAAAAAACUAAGGUUGUGUAUUGAAGGUUUGGAGUCUCGGUUGAAAGUUGUUCAGGACAGUGUUGUUGAAAUGAAGGCGCUGGUAGUUGCACGCUUUGGAAAAUCUGAUAAAAACGGUGCUACGAAACCCCUUUCUGGAGAGGAUGAGGUUGUUGCUCAAAGAAGCCCCCCAAUUCAUGAAGAAGGUUGUCAUACUCGUGUGAACCCCAUUGCUGUAGAGGAUGAGGCUGUUGUCGAAGGAAGCCCCCCACUUGAUCAAGGACCUUCUCAUACUUCUGUGAACCCCCUAUCUGGAUGAGUUAAUCAUAUGUAUCCCUUACUACAAAAUUAAAGGACUAAAGUUUGCCAUAUCUGUCCCAGUUUCGCUUUCAAACCUAGCUAGGCUUGUAUUAAUAUAUUUAGAUUAAUUCAAUCAUACAAUCUAGGAGGUUAGCUAUAACAAUAGUUCUGUAUUAUGCAUAAAUGAUGGAGGAGUGCAUGCCAACGGUGAAAUAUAACUCUCAUAUUUGCGGGGUGUAUUUUUUUUGGUUAAAGACAUGUAAAUUACAAUCAUUUUUUGUUGUUUCUAUACAAAUUGAGUUCCAGCCUGUUGGAAAAGGAAGCCCCCCAAUUGAUCAAGAAGCUUCCCAUACUUGUGUGAACCCCCUUUCUGGAGAGGAUGAGGCUGUUGGCGAAGGAACCCACCCACUUGAUCACGGACCUUCCUAUACUGGUGUGAACACUCUUUCUCAAGAGUGUCAUACACUCACAAACCUCAUGCUCUGCAGUUCUGAGUUCGGUGCCGAUAAAUUUGAUGAAAUAAGUGAAAAGGCCCCAUUUGAAAAUUUGGACUGGGCUGAGGUCGAUGAAGAAGGUGGGUCGGCUACAAUAGAUGUUCUGGUGCUUGAAGAGCAAAGCCGCAAAGCAAAUCUUAAAAGAAAAAGAAAGUGCUCUGAGUACCGGUGUAGCCCAUUCACCGAUCCUACAAGAAAGAGGGCCAAAGGACAAAACACCGACCCAAGCCCAACAUUUGUAGACAUAUGUGAUGAUGAGUGGCUACAGUUGAAGAAGUGGGUUGAAGAGGAUGACAACCUAGAACCAACCGUGGUUGUAAUUGCUAUUACGGGCUAUAAUCAAGGGAGCCAUAAGUUUUUCCGAGACCUGAUUGAACCGGAGGAGUGGUUGUCGAGUGAACACAUAGGCGCGAUUUGCUCACUCAUACACAAGUCCAUGGUGAACAAAAAAAUUGGCCCCAUUAGUCCCUACUUUACGUUGCUGAGCACUGGGCAGAAGACAUGUUACUUCCACGAGUUAAUUGGUCAAGUUUUGAAAAGGUCUUAAUUCCAUUGAAUGUGGAUGGCCUACAUUGGAUAUUGGCGGAACUUAACUUUAAAGCGAAGGUGGUUAGAGUGUAUGACUCUUUGCGGAGUGCCAAAUCUAAAUCAAGUGCCCAUCAUCUAUGCAUUAGACUACCGUAUUUACUUAGUGUGAUAAAAUGCUUCGAGUCUGCUGCAGUUUCAGAUGGGUUCAAACCAUGGCCUGUGGAGGUAGUUCCCGGUGUACCGCAACAACGAGGGAGUGCGGAGUGCGGAGUGAUGACGAUGACAUUUGCAGAGCAUUUGACAUUGGAGUAUCCUUUGACACCUGGAUGUGACUAUGACAACAUGUUGAACAUGAGAUGCCAGUUUGCGGUGCGCUUAUGGCGUCUCAAGAAGACUGAUGUUUGACACCGUUUAAUUGACAUUAUUAGUGUACUUGACAUUAUUAGUGUAUUUGACAAUAUGUUUUGUACAAUAGUGUUGCGCUUUUUGUACAAGGUUAUACACUGGAAUGCCAAACUUUAAUGCUUCCAUAUUUUGUCAACAUUUUCAUGUUUUGGAUAAGCAAUUGUUAAUAAAUUCAAUUGUUACA